Molecule: messenger RNA, 6951 nt
Organism: Monodelphis domestica (gray short-tailed opossum)
Lineage: Eukaryota; Metazoa; Chordata; Mammalia; Didelphimorphia; Didelphidae
Gene: VWA8
Product: von Willebrand factor A domain containing 8
Cellular component (GO): cytoplasm
Molecular function (GO): ATP hydrolysis activity; ATP binding
Source: RefSeq, a predicted model, not a curated record
CGCCGCCGCCGAGGCCGCGGCCGGCCUGGCUGGGCACCAUGCAGUCUCGGCUCUUGCUCCUCAGCACGUCCGGUGCGACCGGAGGCUCAGGCAGCGGCGGAGGCAGUUCGGCCGCGCGGAGAGUGAGACUCAUUCUGCGGCAGGUGGUGCGGGGCCGUCCGGGCGCCGAGGGGCUCAGGCUCAGGCACACCGGGGCGGGGGUCGACGCAGGUAAUACAGUUCAUAUUGGAGAUGUGUCUUAUAAGCUGAAAACUCCCAAGAAUCCGGAAUUUGUACCAAAGAACUACAUUUCAGAUUCCUUGGCACAAACUGUAGUUCAGCACCUAAGAUGGAUAAUGCAGAAGGAUCUUUUGGGGCAAGAUGUCUUUCUAAUUGGCCCUCCUGGACCUCUUCGACGUUCUAUUGCUAUGCAGUACCUGGAGCUGACCAAGAGGGAGGUAGAAUAUAUAGCACUGUCCAGAGAUACCACUGAAACCGAUCUGAAACAACGAAGAGAGAUCCGGGCUGGAACUGCUUUCUACAUUGACCAGUCACUGGCAUUUUUCAGUUAUGAUGAAGAUAAGUGUGCUGUGCGUGCUGCCACAGAAGGUAGAACCCUUGUGCUAGAAGGCUUGGAGAAGGCAGAAAGGAACGUCUUGCCUGUUUUGAACAACUUACUGGAGAACAGGGAGAUGCAGCUUGAAGAUGGACGUUUCCUCAUGUCUGCUGAGCGUUAUGACAAACUUCUACAGGAUCACACCAAAACAGAGCUAGAUACAUGGAAGAUUGUUAGAGUUAGUGAAGAUUUUCGAGUGAUUGCCUUGGGCUUACCAGUACCCAGGUACACUGGAAAUCCUUUAGAUCCUCCUCUUCGAUCUCGAUUUCAAGCAAGAGAUAUUUAUUAUCUACCAUUUAAGGACCAGCUUAAAUUAUUAUACUCAAUUGGGUCCAAUAUUUCUGCUGAGAGGGUCUCUCAGGUAUUGUCAUUUGCUACGACGCUCUGUUCUCAAGAAUCUUCCACACUUGGACUUCCUGAUUUUCCUUUAGAUAGUUUACCACAUGCAAUUCAAAUCCUGGAUUUCUUUCCUGCAAUGUCAAUCCAGAAUUUAAUCCAGUGGCUUUACCCUUACACAAUUUUACUAGGACAUGAUGGCAAGAUGGCAGUGGAAGAUGUCUUAAAACGCUUUGAACUACAAGAUUCGAGAAAUUCUUCUCUUCCAAUCAGGAUUGUGAAAAUAGAAAGCAUUUCUGGAAACCCAGUCUGUCAAGCUGAUGUGACUUUUCAGUUGGGGAACAAAGAAACAGCCUUGAAGGUACCAGCUGGGACCAGGCCAUUAAAUCAACAUUCUGAAUCCAACCAUUUCAUAAAGACUUUAAGCCAUAAGCAGCUGUUGGCUGAAAUGGUGCAGUCUCAUAUGGUUAAAGAUAUGUGUUUAAUUGGAGGAAAAGGUUGUGGAAAAACAGUUAUUGCUAAGGAGUUUGCUGAUGCUCUAGGUUAUGCCAUCGAGCCCAUCAUGCUGUAUCAGGAUAUGACAGCCCGUGAUUUGCUGCAGCAGAGAUACACCCUUCCCAAUGGAGAUACUGCUUGGAGGUCUUCUCCACUUAUUACUGCUGCUUUAGAGGGAAAGCUUGUUCUCUUGGACGGCAUUCAUCGUGUCAAUGCUGGUACACUUGCUGUACUGCAAAGGUUAAUCCAUGAUAGAGAACUGUCUUUAUAUGAUGGCUCAAGGCUGCUGAGAGAGGACAGGUAUCAGCAUUUAAAAGAAGAGCUACAACUAUCUGAUGAACAACUAAAGAAGAGGUCUAUAUAUCCUAUCCAUCCAUCCUUCCGGAUCAUUGCCUUGGCUGAACCUCCUGUCAUAGGAAGCAGCUCACAGCAGUGGCUGGGACCAGAAUUCUUAACUAUGUUCUUUUUCCAUCAUAUGAAACCUUUGGCCAGGAGUGAAGAAAUACAAGUGAUUAAAGAGAUGGUUUCAAAUGUACCUCAAGAUGCUGUGGAGAAAUUGUUAUCAUUUACACACAAACUUCGAGAGACGCAAGACCCAACAGCACAGUCACUUGCAGCCUCUCUGUCUACCCGACAGCUGUUAAGAAUUGCUCGUCGAUUAUCAAAGUAUCCUGAUGAAAGCCUUCACAAAGCUGUACAUAAAGCUUGCCUAUCAAGGUUUUUACCAAGCCUUGCAAGAUCAGCAUUAGAGAAGAAUCUACUAGAUGCUAGAAUUGAAGCAACCACUGAUAAUCAUCUAGAACCAGAACCAAAGGAUUAUAGAUGUGAAAUAAAAUCUGGAUCUCUGAAGAUCGGAAAUAUUAGCAUACCAGUCCAUAAUACCAAUGAGAAAAUGAAAGUGCCUGAUGUUUUAUUUUAUGAAAAUUUCCAACACAUGAUACUAAUGGAAGAUAUGCUCAAAGAUUUUCUUCUGGGAGAACAUCUGUUGUUGGUUGGUAACCAGGGUGUAGGAAAAAACAAGAUUGUUGACAGAUUCCUUCACCUGCUAAACAGACCUAGAGAAUAUAUUCAACUCCAUAGGGAUACAACUGUACAGACACUUACUCUUCAGCCUUCUGUAAAAGAUGGUCUUAUUGUCUAUGAAGACUCUCCACUGGUUAAAGCAGUCAAGAUGGGAUAUAUUUUGGUUGUAGAUGAGGCAGACAAAGCCCCAACAAAUGUUACCUGUAUUUUGAAAACUCUUGUAGAAAAUGGAGAAAUGAUUCUAGCAGAUGGACGAAGAAUUGUUGCAGAUGCUGCUAAUGUGAAUGGAAGAGAAAACAUUAUAGUGAUUCAUCCUGAUUUUAGAAUGAUUGUCCUGGCUAACAGACCUGGGUUUCCUUUCUUGGGCAAUGAUUUUUUUGGCACUUUAGGUGAUAUUUUUAGCUGCCAUGCAGUUGAUAAUCCUAAACCACAGUCUGAACUUGAGAUGCUCAGACAAUACGGACCAAAUGUUCCAGAGCCGAUCCUUCAGAAGCUUGUGGCUGCAUUUGGAGAACUGAGGCACUUAGCAGAUCAGGGAAUUAUUAACUAUCCAUAUUCCACCAGAGAGGUCGUCAACAUAGUCAAACACUUACAGAAAUUUCCUAAUGAAGGACUUGCCAAUGUGGUGAGGAAUGUGUUUGACUUUGAUUCCUACAAUAAUGAUAUGAGGGAGACUUUGAUGAACAUUUUACACAAAUAUGGGAUACCUAUUGGAGCAAAACCUACCAGUGUGCAGUUGGCAAAGGAGUUGCCAUUGCCAGAGCAGUCAUUCAUGGGCUACUGGACAAUCAGUCCGCCAAAAAAUGGAAUGCAAAAAUUUUUGAGUCCAGCAGAAACUCAGCACAUUGACUUAAAGGGUCCGCUGCAUUUAAGCUUCCAAGAAUAUCCUUUAGAGAGACGAGAAGGAAGGACUCUAACUUUUACCGAAGAGUGUGCUUCUUGGAAAUUGCCCAUCGAUGAAGUUAACAUAGUCUGUGACGUCGCUGUUGCACAAGAAAAUGAGGAAAGUAUUCUCUAUGUAGUUACAUGCAAUCCUGUUGCCUUAUAUUUUAUGAAUAUGUCUGGGAAGAAAGGUCACUUUGUGGACUUUUAUGAUCUAUUUCCAAGGACAUCCAGUGGAGUGUGGCAUCCCUUUGUGACUGUAGCACCUCUAGGAAAUCCCCUCAAAGGUCUCGUGAUUCUUCAUGAAGAGCAGAGUAAUGCUAUCCUGUUGUUAGAUACCAGAGACCAAACUCUGCGAAGGCUUGUCCUCCCUUCAGAAGAUGAGUUUGGUGCUAUGAAAACCGGUUGGUGGAGCAGGGAAGAAUCUGGAGCUUACAAAAUGUGUAAAGAAUUUUCACACAAAAACUGGCUUGUAUUCUACAGAGAAAAAGGAAAUAGCCUGAUUGUGCUAGAUGUCCUGGAGGGACAAACACACACUAUCUUCCUUCCCAUCAGCCUCAAGUCAGUUUUCCUAGUAGCUGAAGACCGAUGGCUCCUGAUCGAGAACAAUACAAAUCAGAAAUUCCUUUUAGCCAAGCCUGGACAUGUGGAAUCCAAAGAAAAAGGAGUUUGCCAGUUGCAUAUAUUAAAAGAAGAGCCAGUGAGCACAGGAUUUGGAUUUACAAAAGAAUCAGAAUUCAAUAUACCACAUAAAGUUUCAAGCAACCAACUAUCAUCAGAAAAUCUAAGUUUAGCUGUUGGACAAAAGAUUGCCUCUCCUAACCGGAUUCUCUCUGAUGAGAAUAAUUAUGCUACUGUGCUUGUUGGUUUCCCAGAUCUAAUGUCACCCAGUGAAGUUUAUUCCUGGAAAAGACAGUCAUCUUUGGGUGCAGAGAUUGUAUCUACAUCUAUGUUGUAUAAAGGAAAAAGUAAAUCUGGAACGCCAAAACAGAACAAUUGUGUGAUUCUAUUAGAUUCUAACCAAGUGGUCAGAAUCUUGCCCCCUGGAGAUGUACCUUUAAAAGAAAUUUUUCCAAAAGAUGUUACUCCUCCACAAACAUCUGGAUAUAUAGAAGUUACAGACCUUCAAUCAAAAAAACUUAGAUACAUCCCUAUUCCUGGGUCAGACUUUCUCUCUCCAUACACAACAUGGCUCUCUACUAUUUCAGACACAGAUGCUCUCUUGGCUGAGUGGGGCAAAGGUGGUGUUGUUACCGUUGAUAUGGGAGGCACUGUCAGGCUUUGGGAAACUGGACUUGAACAUCUGCAGCGGUCUCUUCUGGAAUGGAAAAACAUGAUUGGGCAAGAAGAAAAAGCUGCACAGAUAACUAUCGACAGAGAUAGUUAUGAAGAUGUGAGCUCCCCCAAACAUGGAAAAGAGGACCCAGAGAAUGAACCCCAUGUAGGGGGCAAUACUUGGGCUGGUGGAACAGGAGGAAGAGACACUGCUGGUCUAGGUGGCAAAGGCGGGCCGUACCGUUUGGAUGCGGGCCAUAACGUGUACCAGAUCUCUCAAGCGGAGAAAGAUGCUGUGCCUGAAGAAGUGAAGAGGGCCGCAAGAGAGAUGGGCCAAAAGGCUUUUCAGCAAAGGUUAAAAGAGAUUAAGAUGAGCGAGUAUGAUGCUACCAGUUACGAGAGGUUUUCAGGUGCUGUCCGACGACAAGUGCAUGCCCUCCGGAUCAUCUUGGAUAAUUUGCAGGCCAAGGGUAAAGAAAGGCAAUGGCUGAGACACCAACCUACUGGGGAGUUGGAUGAUGCCAAGAUAAUCGAUGGCUUGACUGGAGAAAAAGCCAUCUACAAACGUCGGGGAGAAAUGAAGCCGGAACUUGGAAAUCCCCAGGAGAAACCCAAACGGCUCAGGCUCUUGGUGGAUGUGUCUGGCAGCAUGUACCGUUUUAAUGGGGUGGAUGGUCGGCUCGAGCGCUCCAUGGAGGCUGUCUGCAUGGUCAUGGAGGCUUUUGAGAACUAUGAAGAGAAGUUCAAGUACGAUAUCGCUGGACACUCUGGAGAUGGUUACGUUAAACUGGUUCCACUGGAUAAAAUCCCCAAGGACAAUAAGCAGAGACUUCAGAUUCUGAAGACAAUGUAUGCCCAUGCACAAUUCUGUAUGAGUGGAGACUCUACAUUAGAAGCAACAGAGCAUGCCAUCAACGAGAUUGCCAAAGAGGAUGCCGAUGAGUACUUUGUCAUUGUCCUGAGCGAUGCUAAUCUGGAACGGUAUGGCAUACCGCCGAUGAGGCUAGCCCAGAUCUUGACAGCCAACCCUCAAGUCAACGCUUUUGCCAUAUUCAUUGGAUCUCUGGGUGACCAAGCAGCAAGGCUUCAGAAAACUCUCCCUGCUGGCCGCUCCUUUGUCGCCAUGGAUACCAAGAAGAUCCCUCAAAUUUUACAGCAGAUCUUCACUUCUACCAUGUUGUCCAGCAUUUAAGAAGGCCCCCGAGGGCCCUCUGGCUUAGCCACUACAAGAGGUAAAUGAAAGCAAGAAUUUGUAUCCCUCCAAAAAGGCCUUCCUAAGAUAGAGGGGAUACCAGAACAUCUUCAUCUGUGUUUUCCCAGGACUCUAAAUAGGCAUUAUUCUCCGUCAAAUGACCCAGGUGUGGGGCUUGCCUAUUAUCAUUUGCAGUCGGAGAAGUGAGGUGGCAAACCCAUCUCUCCCCUCCACAGACUGGGAAUGCUGGAAACACAAGUCAUUGGCCAGGGCCUAACCUGCCCUUGCCUAGUAGCUCCUGUCACCCAUCUCCUCACUGGGCUCUCUGUGGACCAUAGAGUUAGAGCCUUCGUGGGGAACUGAAACUGCUGCAGAGAGAGUGCUGAGGGCAUCCUAGAAAGGGCUGGGCUCUCUCCCUAAUUCCCUUUUCUUGAGCUAAGCCAGAAGGACCCCAAAGACCCUUAGAUUGCCGUCUCUCCCCACGGAGAGUGGAAUAGUUGACACUACUAGCACUUCCCUAUGAAAUAGGCAAGACCAAACGCCCUCUUCCCUCUGCUACCUGGGGGAAGGGAGCAGGAAGAGAAUAGCUAAUUAAUUCGACAGACACUGGUUCUCUGCCUUGUGAUCUUUCCCCAUUUCACUGGUUCUUCCCCAAAACUCCUUCCACGACUUCACUGAAGUAUACAAAACCCCAAACUAGUCAUACCUGUCUAGAAGAAAAACAUGAUUGCAGGAGACAGUUACUAGGAGGAGGGGCCCCUCCCCCAAACAAAAAGAAAGCUACAGAUAUUACUCAAACUAAAGGUACCGGAGGCGCAGAGGCCCAGAGAAGGCCGGGCACCUCUCCUGGGGCAGGCGCGGUGUUGGCCCGGGUCUCUCCCGGCCUCAUCACGGACUUGUUUCAGCUGGUUGGCUCCUCGGCAAGAGCCGGACUGACCCUCAGGAAACAGUCUCAGCUCGCCACUGAAGGGCGAGUGCUGAGCCCGAGUUGGGGAAACAAGAGCCCAGAAAUGAUAUAAGCUCCAAACUGACUAGGAACUGAAGUGGUGUCGCUCAUUCUGUCUUCUUAAUUAAGCCGGAGUACGGGAAGAAUGACUGGCCGGCGUGUUCCACCCUCCAUAAUUAACUGCCUAAUAAAAAGCAAUCCCAUUUC